Messenger RNA from Lepisosteus oculatus (spotted gar), 9854 nucleotides. RefSeq names its product PDZ domain containing 2 (gene pdzd2). The record is from RefSeq and is a predicted model, not a curated record. Gene Ontology annotation, molecular function: protein binding. NCBI's taxonomy places the organism in Eukaryota, Metazoa, Chordata, Actinopteri, Semionotiformes, Lepisosteidae.
UGGUGCGCCUAACUUCUGUCAGGAAUAGAAGAGCUUCUUUGAAAAUGACUAGAUUCGGAGUUUUUCCCCCGUUUUUCUUCUCUAACGAAGCCGCACUUGGAAGCAAAGUACUGAAAUUCAAGCCAUAGUGUCCAGGUGAUUAGCGAUUGGUCUGAAUCUCGAAAUAGAAGAUUUAAACCUCUUGAAGGGCAGUAGUUUGUUCAUUCUUGCACCGUAAAAUUAGUUUUUUGAUCAGAAAAGUAGUGGGCAUGUGUUUUUCCACUCGAUAUUUCUUUUACAUUUUAAAGUUAAAUAGCAGAGUAAGAAUUUAGAAAGUGAAGGAAGCAACAGUUCUUUAUUCAAACCCUGAAAUAAAGUACUUCUGGGGAUAAUUAUCCUAUCUCUGUAUCAAUCGCAUUGUUUGAUCUCAGUGCUUUAGUUUCAAUGAAGUGGGGAAAAUGUACUGUACAUACAAUGAUAUGUAUAUAAUUUGUGUGCAAAAACACACAAAACCCUUUCCAGGAAUGUUUUGUUCAGAUCUUCACAUUAUUAUUCAUCGGAGAGAACAAAGAAGCAUGUCAAUUUAAUAAUACAAAACUGUCCUGAACCUGGGAAACAACUUUUCUUGAAAAGAAAAUAAUUUAGCAGCCACAGUGGAUUAUCGUCCUGGAUUGCUUCGGGGGAUGUCAGGGAACGUCUACAUAGAAGGAAUAAAUCAUUUCCGAAUGGAAUAUAGAAAUGAUGCAGUAAUAUAUAACCCUGAUGACUAGGUGGUCUGCUUUGUCGACCCAGAUUAUCAAUGGGGAAAAUACAAAUAGCAUCCAGCACAUGCUAAAGAUGCUGGAAGGUGUCCUGAACCCACCUCGUCAAGAGUAGUAAAAAAGGUGAACAUCUGACUUUUGAUGAAGACCUCCACCAUUCUCCUGUUACAGUGAUUUUGAUAUUUUCCACUUCAGCUCAGCUGGAAUCGUCUCAACCAAGAAGCUAAUGGCACACUUUCUUUGGUUACUGCACUUCACAUAGCCUAGCUUUCUGGCUGCCGUGUUUUAUGAGAUGACAUCAUGUUUUAACUGCUGCCAAGAGCAAUGGCUGGAGAUGUUCGGGCUGGCCUUGAUCUAACGUUUGGCCUGAAAGGAGCGUUUUAACACGCACUGAGAUGGAGGUUUCCCCAGCCAACAAUUUCACUGUCUUUCCAGGGGUUUGUGGCUCUUCAGAAUUCGCUCCAAUACUGGAGGGAACUAUGAGCACAUGAUGUGGGGUUACCCCCGCCUGGCGCCAGGAUGCCCAUUACCCAAGAGAAUGCCUUGAGUCACCUUCCUCUGCUGGAGCGCUGGCUGCAUUCCCAGUCUGAGCAGGACCUCGGCAAAGAGAGUCAACACCUGUGCCAAGCUGCCAUCCAGAAGCUCGUGGAGUACAUUCAGUUGAACUUCAUCGAAGGGGAGAGCGGGCUCCUGCCCUGCCCCCCACGAGAGGGGAUGGACCUGGAGGUCCGGGCUGUUUGCCUCACCAAGUCCGAGGGAGACGGCGAGGAGUUUGGGCUCAGCUUUGGCAACAUCCCCAUCUUCGGGGAUCCAGAGGGGAGGAAGAAAGGAGGGCGGAGGAGGCGGAGGAAGGGUGACAAGGGACCCGUCCUGGAUGUGGGGUGUAUAUGGGUCACGGAGGUGAGGAAGCUGAGCCCCGCAGCCAGCUGUGGGGAGAUCAAGCUGCGUGACGAGCUCCUGUCUCUUAAUGGCCAGCUGAUGGUUGGAGUUGAUGUCACGGGAGCAAGUUACCUGGCUGACCAGUGCUGGAAUGGCGGAUGUAUCUACCUGAUCAUGCUGCGUCGUAUCAAACGCAAAGCUCCUCUUCCUCCUUGCAAUGGCAGCAGCAGCAGUGAGCACAGGAUCAGCGUUUCCUCUGAGCCCAGUGGCAGUCCAGCACAGAAUGGCAAAAGGACUCGGAAAUUUGGGGUCAUCUCUCGGUCCUCCUUCACCCGGGACAGCAAAGACAGCCGGGACUCCGAGGUAGAGAAUGGCCGUUGUAACUCUAUGGAUGCUGAGGUCUUGCCAUCACAGACCAUUGGCCCAGGAGCACAGUCUUCAGAAGUGAAGACGGGAGGCAGCAGUCCAAAACUAGAGCAGUCCCUUCCCAAUGGAGAAACCACUUCACCUCUGAGUGACAGCCACCCGAGGAUUCAUCUUCUGGAGAGUGGGAAAACCGAAUCUCUGAACAGCGAUCACUCCUCUCAGCCCAGAGAAGGCAGUCGCAUAUGGAAGAUGCACAUGGUGAAAGGGCAGGAUGGCCUGGGGAUCCAGAUCACAGGAGGCCGGGGCUCCAGGAGGUCCCCCCAUGGCAUCAUUGUGGCCCAUGUGGAGGAGGGGGGCGCAGCUCAGAGAGAUGGGAGACUGAAAGCUGGCGAUGAGCUGCUGAUGAUUAAUGGCCAUUCCCUGGUUGGUCUCUCCCAUCAAGAGGCUGUGGCCAUUCUCCGCUCCACAGCUGGACUGGUGCAGUUAGUUGUUGCCAGCAGGGAGGAAUCAGAGGUUGAUUUCCAUAAAUAUCCCUCAACCAGUUUGCCCGAUUUAGUAAGUACAUGCUCAUCCCAGGGCAACUCUCCUUCUCCCACUGAGGACAAAGAGAAUGUAGAGCCAGAAGUGGAGGAUGUAACAGCCAGCAGCCUCUCCCUGCCCACUCAGGACUUGGUUACAGAGGCUGACAAGCUUGAGGACCGAGGAAGGAUAGAAGGGCACAAGGGAUGCUGUCGCAGUCCCACUCCGAUGAAAUUUCGAAGCCGAUCCCAAGGUGGAGGCAGUCGUCUGGAGUCAGUCGGAGAGGAUGACGAGCUGAUCGUAGAGAAUGGGGAGGCUGGCUGUGACAUGUCUCAGAAACCGUCUCGGGGAGGACGCAAACACUCUCUUCCUCAGCAGCUCGACACUGUGGGCAUUCGACAGGAGUAUCAAAUAGUGAAGAAAUCAGCACGCUCCCUAAGCACUGUUCAAGUGGAGUCUCCAUGGCGACUGGCCCAGCCAUCUAUUAUCUCCAAUAUAGUUCUCAUGAAAGGACAAGGCAAGGGUCUGGGCUUUAGCAUUGUUGGUGGCCAGGACUCUGCUCGUGGACGGAUGGGAAUUUUUGUCAAGACCAUUUUUCCCAAUGGAGCAGCAGCAGCAGAUGGAAGGCUUAAAGAGGGUGAUGAAAUCCUAGAAGUAAAUGGCGAGUCUUUGCAGGGCCUGACUCAUCAGCAGGCAAUCCAGACCUUUAAGCAGCUAAAGAAGGGGGUGGUGACCCUGACAGUGAGGACCCGAUUGCGGAGCCCCAGUCUGACACCCUGCCCCACCCCCACCCUGCUUAGCCGCUCCAGCUCCCCCAACUCCAAUGCCAGUGGGGGCACCCCCAUCCCUCCGAGUUUCGAGGAUGGAGACGCUGCCUGUAGGAAGGGUCCUGGGCCGAAGGACCGUAUCAUCAUGGAGGUGACUCUUAACAAAGAGCCAGGGGUUGGACUUGGAAUUGGAGCCUGUUGCCUCACUUUGGAGAAUAGUUUUCCAGGCAUCUAUAUUCAUAGCCUUGCGCCCGGGUCCGUGGCAAAGAUGGAUGGCCGGCUAAGCCGUGGAGACCAGGUUCUAGAAGUGGACUCUGUAAGUCUGCGCCAUGCUGCCCUGAGCGAAGCUUAUGCCAUUCUCAGUGAGUGUGGGCCCGGUCCUGUGAGUCUGAUCAUCAGUCGACAUCCCAAUCCAAAAGUUUCUGAACAAGAGAUGGAUGAGGCAAUUGCACGCACCACACACAGGGAAAGCCUGUGCAAAGAUGGUCAUUCUGCUCAUGUGCUUGGUUUGCCCUCUAAGAGCCCCUCUCCGACAGUGAAAGCUAAGCAAAGCGAUGGGUCCACUUCUCUAAGCUGGACAAUGAAACGUUUCCUUGAACCAGCCAGCCGGCAAGGGUCACUGAGUUCAGAAGCAGAACUCUCUCAGUACUUCUCACAUGAUGUCCCUAGCCAGUCCUCUCUCUCUGAAACCAUGGUAACGGGGUCCAGUGAUGAGGAACUGCUACGUCACAAGAGCUGCAGCACCUCAUUGGACGAUACUAUAGCUCCAUCCCUUAACCUAACAUUCAAGGAGCAAGUCUAUGUCAGUGUGGAUGCAGGCAACGUCUCUCCAUCGGGCAGCGGACGAGCUUCUGUGCCCCUGAACAAGCACGUGGAGGCGGCCCGGCAGGCCAGUCUAGGAAGCAGUCCCAAAUCUAUCCGCAGCCCGUUGCUUAGGCAACGCCGCGUCAUCUGCUAUGAGGAUUUGGUCAGCGAUGAAGAGAUUGAGCCACCACAGGUGGAGGAGACAGGAGCCAUGGCUCUGUACAGAAGGACCAGGCAGGGUGGGGCGGAAGGCGAGAGAAUGCCAGAGGAGGAUUCUGGGAUCAUCAUUGCCACCUCUUCGGUGGAGGUGGACGAUGAAAGUCAGGAUGGGGGAGAGCUGCGCAGGAACUUCAGCAGCGAGGCUCCGACACCUCUCUACGGCAGCUCCCUGGAGUCAGAGGAUGGGGGAGGGGCUGAGCAGCCGCCACUGGGAACAGAGUCUCCCUUCAUGCCAAUUUGCUCCUUUGAAUAUGAUGGUGGCACUGGGAGCAGCAACCUGGGGGUUAAGAAGGACCCCCACCGUGAGGGCCAGCUAGAGUCCAAGCGCUCUCCCAAACUGGAGCACAAAGCUGUGACUCGAGUUAAAAGUAUGAUGAGCAUCGAGUGCCCCAACUUGCCUCACCGCCCCAAGAAUGAGGAGCAGCAGUCCCAGGCGGGGAUCAGACCUGUGGCCAGGCCCCUGCCCCACAGCAGAAAAUCUGAAAGCUGCGAUUGUGCUGGGGCCUACACUGUAGAAACAGUUGUCCUGCACAGGAAAGUGACAGAGUCCUUUGGCUUGGAUUUGGAGAUCAAGUCCUCUCCUCUGAAGGUGUUGAUAACGGGUUUGAGGCCAGGAGGUGCCGCUGAGAGAGAAUCUAUGGGCAGACUGAGCAUUGGUGAUGAGAUUGUAUCGAUUGGCAGCACCCCAAUCAGCUGCUCAUCGUAUCAGGAUGUUUGUAACCUCAUGCAGAGCCUUCCAGUAGCUCUUACAUUAGAUGUGAAAAAGCCAGUUUCAGCUGUAGAUCGAUUGUCUAGCAUAAUUAUGUCAUCAAGCACCGAUGGAAGUUCCAGAAUGGAUUCCUCCAAGACUUUCAUUUCUGAGGAGAAUGUUGAAGAUUUGACUAGGAAAGAGCCUGUUAGUACAGAAAAUGAGCUAUCUACACAUGAACAUUUAGAUUCUCAGACCUGUUUAAAAAACUGUGAAAAGACAAGCCAUAAGAAUGAUAUUCCUGUCACCUAUAUUGAUGACUAUAUAACUGAACUAAGUGCAACAGAUGAAGGGGUUCUUCAUGCAGUGGAUACAAAUGCAAGCCCAGAUUUAUGUGAAGAAAGAAGUACUUCAAAAAUAUUAGAUGGCAGUAAAAUGCAGGAAAAUGAUUGCAAGUUGGGUCAUUUGCAACGAAAUACAUUGGAUUUUUCCGUUUUGGAUUCUGGGAAUAAAGGCCGGCUUUUGACGGUCAGUAAAACAUUCUUAAAUAGCUACUCCAGGAACUUCAGUAAUUUGAGUGAAGACGCAACUUGUAUUCCAAAUGGUGUAAAUGAAGAAAAUGUUUCAUUAGCUCCUAAAUCUAUGUACAGUACAGUAGAUGAUAGUGACUCAGAAACAGAUUCUGCUACUGAAAAUGGACACCAUGUGGAAAAACCACAUAGUCGUGAUCCCAACCAGUACACGGAUCUUCAGAUAACAGACUCAGAUGAGGAACACGUUGAGAUCUGUUACAAUGAAACGCAUAACUCGAGCUCUCUGAACCAGUCUGAGGCACUAAAAGUUGAAGAAAGGGUUCAAAAUGUAAUGCCUCAGCAUGAGAAUUCAAACUCUCUUAGUAUAAAGAAAGCACAUUCCUUUGAAGCAAAUCAAGAAGUGUUACCUUUUUCACUGCAAAAAAGGUCUUGCUCAAACCCGGCUUCUCUAUGUCAGACAGACAAAGAAGUUCCCAUUCGUUCUGAAACUUUACAAUUGCAAUGCACAUUAUCUUCUGACUCUGACAGUGCUGGAAAAAACAAUGGAAAUUCAGAAAGAAACCGCUUCAUGAAAGAUGAAGAAAUGGUUUGUCCGUCCAACAGAGACAUUUCCCCAGACAACCCAAGUGUGUUAUCAGAAGAGAGUGGCAAAAAAGUUAACUGUUCAUCUAAUAAAGGGGUAGAACCUGCUUCUCCAAGUCAACGUAAUGCUGGAAGCUCUGCUUGCAUUCAUUCAAUCUCCCACAGUGUCCCAAGAUCUCAAGAUUCUGUUUUAAAGCUUCAAACAAAUUCAUCAGUACCUUCGAAUAAAUCUAGUAAUCAUGUCUCAUCACAAACAUCUGCCCCAGUGAUGAAGAACUCCCUUUAUAGCAAUUCCAAAUCGGGGGAGGGAAUUCUUACAGCACUCGCAUUAAAAGACAGAGAGAAAGAUAAGGCAUUUCCUCUAGAAACAAAAAUGGAUGCUUCACAAUUACAAACUAUUUCCUCUAGUCCCUUACCUAGGACCUCAGGAAUGAAAAUGCAUUAUGAAAGUACCAGUUUGUCACAGACAAGUAGUAGGAGCAAACUCCAGGAUAAAAGCCAGAAAGCAAACACAGCACCCAAGCUGAAGGGCUUAAGUAUUAAAAGUAAAAACAAGGUACAAGAUCCAUCUACAACAAAACCUUCAAAGUCUGAAGGUGUUUCUCAGAAGAAACAGCAAACAUCCCUCAUUCAGUCUCCAAAAGUUCAACCCAAGAGAGUUUUCUUAGCAUGUAGCUUAAAGACAGGUAAGCAGACAGAGAAAAAUGGUACAUUGCCAAAAUCUUGUCAGCAGAGGCAAGACAAGAAGUCGGCUGAUCUGGACACCUCCUUCAAAGAUAGUUCCAAACCCAAGGUGAGUGAUUCGGGUUCUGAACCACAAAGGGAAGAAUUUAUACCUGGUCAGGGGAAUGAAGAAACAACCAUAUCACAAGAAAAGCAAUUUUCUCAAACAGUGCCGAAACCCAAGGAACCAGCUGAAACUUUUACAACACAAAGAAGUUUCAUUGAAGUGCGACUUUCAUCCUCUUCCUUACCAUCAUCUUUAACGUCCACGCCUAUUUUAGGGCGUAAGGAGACUCCUCAAAAACCUGCAGAUCCUCCUAUGCAGGAUACAGCUUCCCAAUCUUCUAAAUCUAUAAGUACAACAAGUUUAUCCCCUAAGCAUACUGUAACAAGUCUUUUAACACAGAAGGAUUUGUGCAGUAGUGGAAACCAAGAAGAGUCAAUACUCAGUACUCGGGAAAGACAUGGCAACCCUCCUAGUCUUUAUGUUAAUACAGAAGAAGUUGGCACUAAAACAGACAAUAUAGCAGAAGAGACAACUCAACAGGGUUCAGCAAGCAACGACAUCUAUUUUAUCCACAGCCAGUCCAUUGAUGUUUUUAAAAGUCCUACAAAAAUGGAAAUUGAUGAGCAAGUCAAGGCAGUCAGGUCCAGGCAGGAGGUUAUGAAGUCCGACAGAAAAAGUUACUCCAUUGAAACUAGUGCUCCCCCAGACCACAACUCUUUUUCUGUUAGACAAAGAAUCAAGUCUUUUGAGAACCUGGCCAGUUUUGACAAACCAGUUAUUCGGACCAUUGAUAUUCAGUCCUAUGCUGCCACUUCCAAACCUCUGAUGUGUAGGAGGUCCUUAGGGUAUGUAGUGCCAACAAGUGUCCAUUCAAUGGAUGGUUGUCGCUCCUUGAGAAGGAGUUUAAGCUCCUGUGCUGACAAUUCCAGUGAAGCUCCAGUUAAUUCUCCACAGCAUCUGAGGAAAUCUCCAUCCAGUAUGGCUCUGUUAAAUUUUGAAACACCAACUACAAAGAAUCCCAUGGAAUCAAAUGCAGAAGAGAAGGCUAUGAGUGUUGUACCGGAAAGUGAGUAUGUCAGCAUACCACAAACUCCUCCUGUAACCAGAAUCAGGAACAUAAGGGAUCGCUCUGGCUUGUCUCGCUCCAGACUAAGAGAACUCAGGGCAUUAAGUAUGCCUGACCUUGACAAGCUUUGCACUGAGGAUUUUUCCAAUGAAACUGGCAUUGCUACUUUCAAAACUGAACUUGAAGUCACACCGAGGAGGUGCCUAGGGAACCCGGCAGAAGGUCUUAAUAAUUUGCACUCUGUAGCCUCCAGUGGUUCAGAUGUCAUGAAAGUGACUGAAAGCACAUUGUCUGGUUUCACCAGAAAUGUGGGGAACCAUGGAUUGGGCUUUGAUGAAGAACCUUCUCAGAACAAGGCCCAUGAGGCAGAGUCUUCAGAUAAGAGCUGGUCAGUCAGUUUAAGGGAGUUAUCCAUCUCCACCAUUGAUCAAAACAAGCUGCAGAGUAUUCUCACCUCUGUGAAGGAUAAACUAGAUGUGUGGACCCUAAUUCAGGAAGCCAAGACUCAGGCAGAGGUUAAAGAUGAUAUUUACUUUGUGGUCUUGAUAAAAGAAGAAGGUGCUGGUUUAGGCUUCAGUAUUGCUGGGGGAGUUGAUUUGGAGCAGAAAUCAAUAACUGUUCACCGAGUGUUCUUGCGUGGAGUAGCGAGUCUGGAAGGCACCAUUCAACGUGGGGAUAACAUUAUCUCAAUCAAUGGAACUUCCUUAGGAGGUUUCUCCCACGGAGAGGCUCUGUCUGUGCUCCACCAGGCCCGGCUACCAAGGCAUGCUGUGGUCAUUAUCAAGAAAGGAAAGGACACUGAACCCAUGUCUCCCAGACAGGAAGUGGCCUGUGUUACAGGAAGGCGUUCACAAUCCACAAGAGAUGUUGCCGUAACAGAAACAGGAACAGAUGCAGGCCUGGAUAUGUCUAUGGAUGGUGCUGUGACUGUAGAGCUCCAGAAAACAUCGGCAGGCCUCGGUUUCAGCUUGGAUGGAGGAAAAGCUUCCGUGCAUGGGGACAGACCUCUUAACAUCAAGCGAAUAUUCAAAGGCGGCGCUGCUGAGUUAUCUGGAGCUAUAGAGGUUGGAGAUGAGGUCUUGGCCAUCAAUGGACGAUCCCUGCAAGGCCUCAUGCACUAUGAUGCCUGGAACAUUAUCAAGUCGGUCACAGAAGGACCAGUUCAGCUGCUUAUAAGAAAGCCUAAAACAGCUGUAUGACAAUAGCCCCACUUUAUAUUCUGUAUAUAUUAGUUUGCAAUGAAAUCAAAACUUGUUUGUGCCAUAACAUGGGAGACUGAUCAAUUAUGUAAAUAAGAGACUUUUAUAACUAAACAAAUAAUCAUAUUUGCUAUUGUAAAUAUAUAAAUACACCUGUGUGUAUUAUGUAUAUAUUCUUGUUUACACAGAUUCUUUUCCAGAACGUCGGUAGAGUUAGCUCUGUUUUUAUAAAAAUCUUGACAGAAACCAGUAAUCAUCUGCUCUGUCUGAAUAUUAAGGAUAUUAAAUAACAGCUUAUGCAAGUCCCCAGUUCAAGUGUUUUUAAAUACAAUCACUUAACCAACCUGUACCACUGUCUUUGGAAAUUACACAAGAAAAGAUAUGCACUGAACCAAUUCAUAAUUUCACUGAGGUGUAUCAUGCAUAAUGCAAAUAGAUAUCAGUGCUUUUCAAUUUGACACUGAACAAAAUUGCAUUUGUGAUAAAGGUGUGUGAAUUUGAUCUAUCAUAGCACUGUCAGACCCAAUAAGAGUUUAUUUGAAUUUUGAAAAUGAGUCUUUUUACCACCACAAUGAUAAAUAUUACACUCAGCUAUAUAGAAUUUUUAAACGUUUUGUAAUCCAAGCCACUUUUUUACAUAUUGAGUGCAUCUUCUGUUAACAAAUGUGAUGUGAUUUUCCUCAUCUUAAUUUAGGUUAAUCAAUCCAACAGUGAGAACAACCUUACUCAGAGGCAGCAAAGAAACAAGUAUAGGUUUAUUUC